Penicillium mononematosum is the source of this 1113-nucleotide messenger RNA. Its product is annotated as CFEM domain-containing protein. The record is from RefSeq and is a predicted model, not a curated record. Lineage: Eukaryota; Fungi; Ascomycota; Eurotiomycetes; Eurotiales; Aspergillaceae. Bases 1 to 1113 code for a protein of 370 amino acids. The transcript has 8 exons.
AUGAGUGUCCACCUCACUCAGGACCAUUCGCAUGGCUGUUUGAACAAAACCCGCUACUGCCCCACAGAGUCGGAUACAACUGCCUUCCCGUCUUGCGCGAUCACUUGCGACAACCAGUUAUUCCUCGACUGCUCAUUGAGCAACAAUACAUCAUGCUUCUGUGCCAGUGACUCUCGUCCCACGGCCUUGUUAGAUUGUGUUGAAAGUAACUGCACGACAAAGGAAUUCUUCACCACAAAACGUCUGUAUGAACAAGAAUGUGAUAUAACACCGCUCGAAGGCCCUCCGGUGGUCAAAGUCUCGACUCUAAUCCCUUUUAUACUUGCGUCGGUUUUCUUCGUCGUGAGAAUGAUCGCCAAGAGCGGCGGCCUCGCUGGUGGAUGGGGUUGGGAUGAUUAUACAAUCAUUGUCUCCUAUAUUCUGGGAGUCGCCAUAUAUGUUCUGGACAUCUACAUGAUCCGCAAUGGCUUCGGUCGAAAUAUCUGGGACCUCCCUUUUCCCACCAUCACCAGAUUCUACCAGUAUUUCCAAGCUAUGGCCGUCAUGUAUAAGGUCCAAAUUUCCCUCGCAAAGAUCUCCGUAUGCCUCUUCCUACUCCGCAUCUUCCAAUCACGCACAUUCCGCUAUUUAGCGUACGCGCUCAUCGGUAUCAACGCCUCGAUCGGUAUCACUUGGGCCUCGGUGGAUGCCUUCCGUUGCGUGCCAACACGCCUGACAUGGACCGGCUGGACGAACGAGGAAUCUGGAUACUGCAUCAAUUUUAUCGUCGCGGUUCUUGUUAACUGCCUGGUGAACAUCUUUGUCGACUUUAUAUUGAUCGUCAUGCCGGUGUACGAGGUGGUCAAGUUGCAGCUGCCUCUGCGAAAGAAGAUAGCCGUCGCAUCGAUGUUUAUCGUGGGAUCUGUUCUAACGAUCAUCGCGAUAAUUCGAGUCGUCGUCUUUUGGAACAACCGCUGGGGUGCCAAUGAGACUCUCUGGCCUAUACCCCCUCAUGCACUGGUCCGUCAUCGAAUGUCAAAUUUCUGUUAUGUGCGCUUGCCUGCCUGCAUCCAGAGCCCUUAUCGGUCGAUGGUGCCCUGGUUUGCUGGGAGGAUCGUCGUACCGAAAGACUGA